Triticum aestivum (bread wheat) is the source of this 1442-nucleotide messenger RNA. RefSeq lists its product as uncharacterized. Gene Ontology annotation, molecular function: protein binding. NCBI's taxonomy places the organism in Eukaryota, Viridiplantae, Streptophyta, Magnoliopsida, Poales, Poaceae. The coding region runs from base 28 to 1149 and encodes 373 amino acids. The transcript is spliced from 2 exons. The record is from RefSeq and is a predicted model, not a curated record.
CACUUUAGGUCACCCGCAUUUCACGCCAUGGGCUGCCGCAUAAGCUGUGAGGAGGGAGAGCCGGCGGCGGCGGCGGCGCUGGACGACGACAACCUGCUCUCCGAGAUCCUCCUCCGCCUGCCGCCGCUCCCGUCCUCCCUCCCCCGCGCCUCCGCCGUCUGCAGGCGCUGGCGCGGCCUCAUCUCCGACCCAGCCUUCUCUCGCCGCUUCCGCCUUCACCACCGCCGCAACCCUCCACUCCUCGGCUGCUUCCACGCAGGUGCCGACAGCCCGUCCUUCGAGCCUACUCUGGAGGCCCCAGAUCGUGUUCCGCCCGGGCGUUUCUCCUUGCAAGCCGACCUCGACCACUUCCAGUUCCGGGUCCUCGGGUGCCGCCAUGGCCUUGUAUUAAUCCUCGACCCGAGGAGGCUCCAGUUGCUGGUAUGGGCCCCCGUCACCGGCCACCAGCACAACGUAUCCAUUCCCACGGGAUUCGAUCGGCUCAAGUUGGUCCGCGGGGCGGUGAUCCGCGCUGCUCCCGGGGACGUCCACUUCCAGAUCGUCUUGGUAGUGGCAGAUCACGACGAGAUGCAAGAUGGACGAGCGCUGGCCUGCGUUUACUCGUCCAAGACCGUGGCGUGGGGUAAUCCCAUCUUAACAUUGAUUCCCUCCGGGAACGAAUUUCCCACCAGGGCUUCUGGGGAUCUGGCUGUGCUGGUCGGGCAUUCCCUUUACUGGAUACUUUAUGGUAAUUUGCCAAAUAUCCUCGAGUUUGAUUUGGAGAGGGAGAGCCUGGCCGUGAUACCGUUGCCAGCGAAUAUGUUUGAUGUUCAAGGCUUCACACUCAUGCGGGCAGAGGAUGGUGAGCUGGGUUUUUUCUCCGUGUCAGGCCUCACUGCCCGGUUAUGGAAGAGGAACACCAUCUGUAAUGGUGUUCGAUCAUGGGGGAUAGUAAGAACUGUUGAAUUGGACAAGCUACUUUCCCUGGAUUCAGAGGAGCACAUAACCGUAUAUGGGUUUGCUGAGGAUAAUAAUUUGGUGUUCCUGCGGGUCGGUAUGAGCAUCGUCUUCACUGUCCAGAUUGAGUCAUUGCGAUUCAAGAAAGUUUUCGACACCUACAAAUGGCGUAGUUAUUAUCCAUUUGAAAGUGUCUAUGCUGCAGGUAUCUAGAAUUGUGUUCCAGUUGCUGAGAUACAGGAAUGGGCUUCUUUGCUGAAGGUUCUUUCAUUUUGACAAUUUCUCAUGGAGAUCAGUCAUCUUUGUAGCUUGCACAAGUGGGCAUGUAUGAGUUAAUCUUUUAAGUGGUCAACUUCCCCUUACCUCUGUUACCUAAUUUCUGGCCACAAUUAGCCAACAGGCAUGAUGAAGAUACAUUGACCUGCUUUGAUUAAGUAGUACUUGCGGUGUGGUUCAUUUGCUAUAUGCUUUUGAAGCAAGCUUGCCUGCAUGAUGAUCCUUGCUUA